CGGGGUUUAUGACUGUGGUAACUAGUGACGACCGAAGGGGAGCGGAACCGGAAGCUGAACCGGAAGUGACUACACGGAAACGGCACUGCUGCUGACAACAACAGCAUUACGCUCGGGGAUAUCUCCCUUCUCCUUAACGUAGGUUAGAGACAGACGGAUUGCAUAUAUGAACUUGGAAACAUGUACAAUUUUCGGGGUAAUGAAGCGCACAAUAUCGGGAAAAGUUAAAGUGCACAAGUUGGUGAGGAAUUGCAAGCUAUCUUUCUGCUGUGUUUUAGCUAAGCAGGCUAACUAGCUAGCUAACGGCUCCAGGAAAGAAAAUGAAGGAGGUGAAGGGUUGCGGUAUGCGGUCCUCUGUGGGCUUUCUGUCUCAGAGAAGGCUUUUCGGGAACCCGCUGAUGAAGGAAGAAUUUCAGAGACUCCGGUUGGCAGGAUGCACAAGCCUUUACAAGAAAGAUAUGCUGGGACAUUUCGGGUGUGUAAACGCCAUUGAGUUUUCCAACAAUGGAGGGGAAUACCUUGUGUCCGGAGGGGACGACCGCAGAGUGCUGCUGUGGGAUAUGGAGAGAGUUCUCCAUGCUCGCUCGGCCAAGCCUCUCAUACUGAAGGGAGAACACCUCUCCAACAUCUUCUGCCUGGCCUUCGACAGCACCAACAAGAGGGUGUUCUCUGGGGGUAACGACGAACAGGUCAUCCUCCAUGAUGUAGAGCAAGGCGAGACUCUGAACGUGUUCCUUCACGACGAUGCGGUGUACGGCCUGUCCGUCAGCCCCGUUAACGACAACGUGUUCGCCAGCUCCUCCGACGACGGACGGGUCCUCAUCUGGGACACACGGCAGCCGCCACACGGAGAGCCCUUCUGUCUGGCCAACUACCCAUCAGCCUUCCACAGUGUGAUGUUCAACCCGGCAGAGCCCCGACUACUGGCUACAGCCAACUCCAAGGAGGGGGUGGGGCUGUGGGACAUCCGCAAGCCUCGCACUUCUCUGCUGCGGUACGGUGGUAGCAUGUCCCUGCAGAGUGCCAUGUCGGUGCGUUUUAACAGCGCAGGGACCCAGCUCCUGGCCCUGCGUCGCAGACUACCCCCGGUCCUCUACGAGCUACACUCUCGCCUACCCAGCUUCCAGUUCGACAACCAGGGCUACUUCAACUCCUGUACCAUGAAGAGCUGCUGCUUCGCUGGAGACAAGGAUCAGUACGUCUUGUCUGGAUCAGAUGACUUCAACCUUUACAUGUGGAGAAUCCCCAAGGAUCCUGAAGCAGGAGGCCCGGGGCGUGUGGUCAAUGGAGCGUCCAUGGUCCUGAAGGGUCACCGGUCCAUCGUGAACCAAGUCCGGUUCAACCCCAGCACCAAUAUGAUCUGCUCCUCCGGGGUCGAGAAGGUCAUCAAGGUCAGUAGUUAAGUCGUAGAUGUAUUAUUUUUGAUUUUUGAUUUAUUUUAUUUUAAUAAUCAUUCAGAUCACAGGUCGUGGGUGGGCGUAUGACUUGAUACAAUGAUUUGGUUCAUCAGUGGUUCAUGAAAUCAUCAGUGACAUAUCCCACAUCAUGAACAUCAAUUGAUUACAUCGUCGUGAUUUUAAAGUUCAUCAGUUCGGUUGUUUGAGUACUUUUAAAAAAUGCACAGAAUCUUGAAGGUAAUUGUUCUUUGCAAGAAAAGGAGAAACCGCCUGGGUGCUCACCGUGCCAUCAGAAUCAUUAUCUCAGCCCCUCCUAAACCCUCUGAAAG
This is a messenger RNA of Oncorhynchus gorbuscha (pink salmon), 1726 nucleotides long. RefSeq names its product DDB1- and CUL4-associated factor 5-like. NCBI's taxonomy places the organism in Eukaryota, Metazoa, Chordata, Actinopteri, Salmoniformes, Salmonidae. Gene Ontology annotation, cellular component: cytoplasm; Cul4-RING E3 ubiquitin ligase complex. Gene Ontology annotation, biological process: negative regulation of fatty acid biosynthetic process. The transcript is spliced from 8 exons. Bases 321 to 1403 code for a protein of 360 amino acids. The record is from RefSeq and is a predicted model, not a curated record. Gene Ontology annotation, molecular function: protein binding.